Carassius carassius (crucian carp) is the source of this 1265-nucleotide messenger RNA. RefSeq names its product nucleoporin 37 (gene nup37). The record is from RefSeq and is a predicted model, not a curated record. Gene Ontology annotation, cellular component: nuclear pore outer ring. Gene Ontology annotation, molecular function: protein binding. The transcript is spliced from 10 exons. Lineage: Eukaryota; Metazoa; Chordata; Actinopteri; Cypriniformes; Cyprinidae. Bases 208 to 1188 code for a protein of 326 amino acids.
UGCUAGCGUCAUGAUUACGUCACUAACCUGGAAGUAAACAAGCGCGAUCACGUGUUCAGAAAGCGCGCUGAGAACGAGCACCGCAUGGUUUUUAAUCUGCACCAGAACUCACUUUCUCAGCCAGUCGACCAACCGAGUAUAUAAAAUUAUUCCAGAGUGGAAUGUAACACCCUUUCACCCAAACAGCAAGGAUUCAUUUGAUGGAAGAUGCCAGAUGAAACAGUUCGCACUGCAAGCUACACCGUGUCCUGUGAGGACUAUGUUCAUGUAGUGGAAUUCAGUCCAUUUGAUUCUGGCUCACCUGCGUCACUUCUGGCGUAUGGAGGAAACCAGUAUGUGGUCGUGGGCACUUGUCGUUUUAAGGAGGAAGACACAGAGGUCGAGGAUGUAGAAUUCUCUUCUUUGCAAGUGUUCUUGCAUGGAGUACGUGUGGAUGCUAUUGCAUGGAGCCCUGAAGCGCGUCUGGACAAGCUCCCUCCAGUCAUCAGGUUUUGCACCGCAGCGGCUGACAGAAAAGUCAGGCUUUGGACAUCUGAUCUUCAAAACAAUUGUGAUGUAAAGGUGAUGGAAGGCCACACCAGCUACAUCAAUCAUCUAGUGUUUGAGCCUGCAGAAGGAAAGCAAAUAGCCUCUGUCAGCGAUGACCACACUUGCAGAGUGUGGAACCUCGAUGGUAAUGAAACCAUUUCAUUCAGACUGCGUUCCCCUGGUGUAAGUGUCUGUUGGCACCCUGAGGACCUCUGCAAGUUGAUGGUGGCGGAGAAGAAAGGCACUAUACGGUUCUAUGACCUUGUUACACAACACGCAAUUCUGUCUCUGGACAGCGGGCAAGUGCCGCUCAUGUCAGCUGACUGGUGUCUCACAAACACUAUCAAGGUUGGAGCUGUGGUGGCCAACGAUUGGGUGAUCUGGGACAUUACCCGCUCUAGUUAUCCACUCGAGAAGAGACCAGCUCAUGUUGACAAGGCAAGACAUUUCAGAUGGUCGAGGGCAAAUGAGAAUCUUUUCGCUACCACAGGCUAUCCGGGAAAAAUCAACAGUCAGUUAUUGGUGCAUCAUCUGGGGCAUCCACAGCCUGUGAUGAUUGGUUCUGCAUCUGUGGGGGCUGGUCUAAGCUGGCAUAGGACCCUGCCUCUAUGUGUUAUCGGUGGGGACCGAAAGCUGUUCUUCUGGAUGACAGAGAUGUAACCUGGACAGAAGUCAACUGGAGAGUGUUUCUGUUUUCCUUUUUCAAUAAAUAAAGUCAUAUUUUUCAUGCACUGUCA